Columba livia (rock pigeon) is the source of this 1155-nucleotide messenger RNA. It is a transcript of the gene CFAP161, whose product is annotated as cilia and flagella associated protein 161. The record is from RefSeq and is a predicted model, not a curated record. The transcript is spliced from 7 exons. Gene Ontology annotation, biological process: cilium assembly. Gene Ontology annotation, cellular component: motile cilium. Lineage: Eukaryota; Metazoa; Chordata; Aves; Columbiformes; Columbidae. Bases 57 to 950 code for a protein of 297 amino acids.
GCGAGCUAGAGCGUUCGCCAUGGCGACGGCGGACGCGGAGUAGCCCGGGCGCCACCAUGUCCGGGUACAGGCCCGGGGUGCUGAUAGGCAACUGGAGCGAGGACGCGAGUUUGGAGGAGGAGCGCUUGAGGGAUUAUAUACAAAAAAGAGAACGAGGAGAACUUCUAAUACAGAAAAUAAAGAAGCUCCAAGAUAAUAUUUUAAAGAAGAUAGAGCUGUCGGUAUCUAAGGAUGGAUUUGUUCAUUUUGGAGACACUGUGAUGCUUUUGAACCCCGCUGACCAAUCCUCGGUGGAGAAUUCCGCUGGAGCGUGCUGCAGUCUGACUUUGGCAAUUAAUUUGGAUGAAAUAUCCAUAUAUUCAUUUGAAUCACUACAAGCCCCUUGUGGAGUUAGCGCAGCUGAGAGUGCAGACCCUGUGGGUCGAAAUACUUUUUGUAUUUUAAGUGUUGAUGGAAGUGCAGUGGAUGAACCAGUCAGAUUUGGGCAAAAGUUUGGUCUUGGGACAACAGGAGGGUUUCCUGACCCAAUGCUAUAUCUAGCAAGUGACCAUAAAUCAUUUAUAAGAUUUGCUAAAAAAUCUUACCUUCAGCAAGUAUUUUUGACAAGUGAGCGUUCCUAUUUGACUUGCUGGCAAGCUGCCUUCUUGGAUCCCCAGCUGCGUCUUGAAUCUGAAGGAUUUCCAGUUCCUGCAAACUCUAAAAUUAUUAUUACUCAUUGCCAUACUAAUCGGAGCUUAGCCAUUCCAAGGAACUUUUGGACAAGGUCUUAUUUUGGAAAAGAAUAUGAAGUAGUUUGUCACACUUACCUGGACUCUCAUAAAGCUGAAGAAGAUAAGAAUUACUGGGUAAUAGUUACAAAAAAUCCCGGCCCUGAGGAUGGUUUGAUGAUUGAUAGACCUGAGCCUCAUCCUGGUGGGAUCGCAAAAAAAGGGUCUUGUGAAGAAACAUAGAACAUAAAAAUCACAAACUACAGCCUACGGAGGUUGAUGACAUUCUGAUUCUUGGUUUUUCUGCUCAGAUUUUAGUUUUAGAGAUGUUUGUUUUAAAAAUGGAAAUGAAAGUCAACCAUUAGUAACAUUGCAUAGUCUCAUCAUAACUCAUUAAGGUUAUACAGUGGGCAAAACCUAAUAAAAUUUGAUGAAUGAUGCACAACAU